CAAAGCCGACUCUCUCUCCCAUAUCUCCUUUCCAGCAUCCGCGAAACAGUUCUACUUGCGAAGCGACCUCAAAAUCGAGUAUUUUCAGCGUGAGAGUGUUCUUGGUGAAAGUCCAGAGAGGAUUCGGGAAUGGCAGCUUCUAUGAAUGACUUGUAUUCUGGGACGGGAAUUGUUCUCGUUAAUAAUUGAAGGAUACUGCGAUUUCAUCCAGGCGACGAUACGCCGGUUUGAAUUGCCUUUAGCUUUGCAGCCCUCGAGCGUGGCGACGGAAAAACUGAGCGUCUAUGACGAAGAUAGUUUCAUGCGGCGUUUUCGCACAACCGUGCAAUCAACUGGAACUAUUGCUGAGCAGGUGAUGACUGUCUGUCAUGUUCUCUUUUCUUUCAUCGGCUUCGAAACCAGAGGUGAAAGGCUUGAUGUAGGCAACGAAUCGCGAACCAUGUUCUACCACAUAUCGAACUUUCCUGACCUCGAAUUCGAGUUACGCGUAGAGGCUGUUCACCGCACAGAGCCAGACUCGCCGAACAUGAUGGUAAUAUUGCAGUGGAGACGGCCUAACGAAAAUUGGCAACUAAGCGGCUUCUGGUCAUUUUGCUUCGAGAACUUUUUCCGCACCGACGUAGUGCUCCCUUCAAAUUUUGAAGAGAUAGAAGACAGUGAAUUCCUCAACACAGCUCGGUAUGCGGAAUUCAGGGAUUCGAUGCAGGUUGUUGUCCCCUGUGGAACAGAAUACGAGAAAACUUCCCUGGUACAGAUACAGAAGCACUAAAGGAGUCACUCAAAUUGAUCGAGGAAGCCAAAACGCUAAUGUCGAAUACGCUUGGAAUAAAGGAAGAAUUAGAAAGCGGCAAGAUGAAA
Messenger RNA from Desarmillaria tabescens, 858 nucleotides. RefSeq lists its product as uncharacterized. The transcript has 6 exons. NCBI's taxonomy places the organism in Eukaryota, Fungi, Basidiomycota, Agaricomycetes, Agaricales, Physalacriaceae. The record is from RefSeq and is a predicted model, not a curated record. The coding region runs from base 146 to 769 and encodes 207 amino acids.